Molecule: messenger RNA, 432 nt
Organism: Striga hermonthica
Lineage: Eukaryota; Viridiplantae; Streptophyta; Magnoliopsida; Lamiales; Orobanchaceae
Source: the annotation of a GenBank genome assembly
AUGUUUCUGACAAGGGUUUUUGGGAGGACUCUCUUUGCGGCCGCCAAGUCAGAGGCUUCAGCUGCUGCAGCUGCUGCUACUUCUACUUCUACUGCUCGGCACAAUCCUCUCGAACAGUUUUUUGAGGCUGAUAGAAACCCAGAAGAUGAGAAGCCUGUCGUCUAUGGUCGGAGUUGGAAAGCCUCUGAACUGCGUCUGAAGUCAUGGGAUGACCUUCAGAAGCUUUGGUAUGUUCUCCUGAAGGAAAAGAACAUGUUGAUGACUCAGCGUCAGAUGCUUCAGGCUCAGAAUCUACGGUUUCCCAACCCAGAGCGUAUCCCGAAGGUACGCAAGUCAAUGUGCCGAAUCAAGCAUGUGCUGACUGAGAGAGCUAUUGAAGAACCGGAUCCUAGGAGGUCUGCUGAGAUGAAAAGAAUGAUCAAUGCCUUAUAG